Molecule: messenger RNA, 1617 nt
Organism: Ogataea angusta
Lineage: Eukaryota; Fungi; Ascomycota; Pichiomycetes; Pichiales; Pichiaceae
Exons: 2
Coding region: 1-1617 (538 amino acids)
Source: RefSeq, a predicted model, not a curated record
AUGCCGACGCCGCCGGCGACGAAAACGGCGUGCUCGUACGCCUUGAACGGGAUCGUCGAGCCGUACGGCCCUUCGACCAGCAGCGGCACGUGCGCCUCGUGGUUGGGCCUGGUGGCUAUGUAUUCUGCCAGGGUUUUUGUGAGCCCCUGUUUGACACGGAUAAUCAGCACGAGCUGGUUGAAAUUCUCCUCUGCCGCAGACGAGACGAUUGUGAACGGGUCCGGAGUGGUUGAUUUCGACGCGGAUCGCGUGCGGGACCUGUUUGUACCCGUCUGCGUCCCGAACGGUCUCGAACAGCACUUUGCACCGGCCCAUGAGCACGCCGCCGCUGACGAGCACCUUGCCGAGGCGCAGCGCGUACUCUGCGGCCCAGAUACCGAACGACACCGCCACAUACUCUAUCCAGCCCAGCGUGAGACAGUGGUACCACACGCCAACGACAAACACCACGACAAGCAGCUUGUGCGACAUCUUGAACCACUCGUAGAAGGGCGCGCGGAAGAACGCCGCGAACGUGGCGAGCGUGACGGCCGAGAACGCGGCGUUGGCACAGCGCCAUUUCGUGAGCCCCCACCGCGCAAUGUAGUCGCCGCGGGUGUCCACGUAGAGCAGGUAGAACGCCGUGUGCAGCACGAUCAGCACAAACACCACGCGCGAGAGCCAGCGGUGGUACAUCUGGAACUCUCUGUAGGACGCGCCGGUCAGGACGAGCAGCGGGUUGUUGCGCGCAGCAAACAGGAAACAGAGCGGCAGCUGCGUGACGGCGAGGAUGCCGGUGCGGUCGGCGAUGUUGACCCAGCGCUGGCCCCUGGGGCACUUGAACACGCUGUUGGGCACGACGGUGCGGUAGUUGACGCAGCACAGCACGGCCACCAGCAGGAUGUACGCGGAGAUGGUGAGGACGUGGAUUCUGACGGGCAGGCGUUGCAGCAGGGCGCGGGCGGUGUUCUGGAGCCGCGCGAGCCGCGGCGCGCGUGGCUGCCAGGCCGGGCUCGGCGGCGACACCACGAGCGACGAGAUAAAAUGGCGGCGCGUCCACUUCGCAAGCUUGUGGUUGCAGACGCUCGAAAAAAUGUACGGGAAGCACCAUCGGCAGAUGUUGAAGAAAAACGCCCACGCAAAGACGCACCCCCAGUACGCGAGCAGCGCGUGGCCGUACGUGGUGGCGAGCUGGCGGUGGUGCAGCAGCGCGGCGACGCUCUGGUACGCGGUGUUGUACAUCGCGUCGUUGAACAUGAUGGGGUGGUGCAGCACGGUCAGGUUCGCCGUGGCAGAGUGGUCAAGGUAGUGCGCGGAGGCGUUCUCGGUCUGCCUGACGAAGUCGGUGAAGUUGUACUUGACCAGGGCCUGGUUCUCGCAAACGUCGAGCAUGUAGUCGUAGGCCCUGGUGAGCGUCGCGGAGUCGCUGCUGAACUUUUCGAUGCACAGCAGCACAGAGCCCAAAAACGCCGGACACCGGCACCGGCACCUGUACGCGAGGUCGUCGUCCUUGCAGUCGAAGCGGAAGUUGGUGGAGUUGUUGGCUAUGUAGAGACAGGUGGCUCCCUCGGGGCUGGAGAUGCCGCGCGCCAGAGCGCUGGCGGCCAGCAGCAGCGGCAGCAGCAAAAACAUGAAUAA